GUCAAGCAUCACGUGCUGAUCACUGCUACACUUCACCGCUGGAUACCAACUUGUUUUCUUCUUUCCCGCUUCUGAUAAAGGGUCAUCCAUCUGUUUCCUUUUCCACAGGCGCUGUAUGACCCGAGAAUAAAAUAAAGCACAGUCUCUGGAGUCCAUUCACAACGGGAUUUUUGAAGGAGAAUGGCACUGAAAUUGGAAAAAAAACGAAUCAAGAAAGAAAUUGAAAAAUUAUUGAGAAAUUACAUUGGUAUCAGAAUUUAUGAAAAUAACUUCGAUCCCAAGGGAAAAAUGGAGUCAACCUACUUCACUGAUCUGGCACAUUAUGACCUGGCUAUCAAUGUUGCUUUGCUUUGGUUAACUGAUGGGGAAGACAGAGAAGACCUUGAAAAUGAAAAAGUGACUAUAUCAAGCCGUGUUCUUUCUAAAUACCCAAAUAAACUGGAAAGAGAAGCAAUGAUCCUUUCUUCUUUCGCUGGAAUUUUAAUGAACAGUUUGCCUGUAGAAGACAUUCUUGAACUUUACAGAUUUAGACCCUCAAGUUUUCCAUUCUGUAAGAGAAUGAAGGGACAUGUUCAACCAUCUGGUUUGUCCAUGCAUCCUUUUGCAAUGCUGACCGCAGCCUGUGCAGCAGAACAUGCUAAAAGAUUGAGUAUAAACCUGAAAGUUAGGAAAACUACCUCGAAGCAGAACUGUCUGAGCCUUCCUACCACAAGUCGAGCAGCUGGCCAGCCUCAGGACAAUUAUAGUGGGAUUCAAGAGAAUUCUGUAUGUACAGUCAAUACAGACAUUUAAGGAAUAGUAAGUAGUGUGGGUGAGAGGAAUAGCAAUUAUUAUUAAAAGAAUAGACGCCAAUUUUUGGGUGAAUGAAUAUCAGUUGCUAAUAGCUUGGAAGAACUCUGCUGAAAACAAAAUCAAUUGCUUUGUUAUUGAAGAUAUUGUGCAAGGUAGGUUGGCACGAAAGUUUGUUAUAAAUUGGACUCAAAAUAUUUGAAACCCCAGUCAAGCAUAUUUUCAGGGUUGUGCAGACAUGCAUUGUUGCUCUUUAGACUGGAGACUUUAGAAUCGUUAAAACUUAAGCACAGGAGGAGAUAAUUUUUUUCUAUCACGUCCAUGCUGCCCAAAAAUAGAGUCUAGGAAAAUUCAUUUCCCAGUUCUUGGUCCAUAGUUCUGUUAAUUAUGGCUUUCAAAAUGGUCAUGCAGUAUUCUUCAUACAUGCUGAGGUUUUCUCCCUCCAACACUGUUCAUAUUAGUGACGUCUAUGUCUCAACUGUGUGUAGUUUAAAAUUCCCUCUAAACCUUCUACCAAAUAACUAAAAUAUUAUUCCUCAGUUAUUGUCCUCACAGCAGGACAGAUCCAUCUUAUUUAAUCAGCUGCAGAUAAUUUGAUACUCACAUUUUCAAUCACAAAACAAAAUUGAUUUGCAUUAGAGAUUGUCAUUCAAAGCUUCCCCUUUGUAAUAGACUAUAUUUCUGUAAUUAAGGAUGUUUAAAUGGAUCAGUUUAACAAUGUAGAUUUAUUUGGUGAUCAUUAGGUAAUCAGCAAUAUGCUGCAUUUAUUGAAACAAGUUGAUUGGUAGCUUGACUCACAAACUUGAAAAAUAUUACUAAUUCAAGAAACUUGAUAAUUCCAAUGUACUUGGGUGUAUUUCAGUUAAUGGCUUCAUGAUCCAGAGCAUAGGGGCAAUAUUGACUGAUCAGCGUUAUUGAUGUUUGAAACCUGAUUUUGGAAAAUUAAGUAAAGCAUGAAUGGAAACAUAGAAUGGGACAUUCCCACUGGAUGUGAAUUUAUGUACAAAUGAACACUGCACAAAUACUUUUAUACAGUAUGAUUAAGAGUGUUACUGUUGUAAUGUGAGCAUUAUUAAAAGUAAGUUAAUACUGUUACGUACCCCGUAACUGGGUUGCCAAACCAGCAGAAAUGGAUCACUCAGUUGGAGUCUGGAGUACUAGAACUAAGAAAGUUUUAUUAAAGAAACAAGCAACACAGUAAUCGAAAGGAUAAUAAAUGCAACAGUUCAGCAAUGAUAAACACACAUGUGCACAGAAUUAAGAUAACACCAUCAAUCAAGCUCUAUCGUUGUCUAGGGGUAAAUGACCAAAUUUCAAAAUGACUCAAAGUUCAGUCCAGUUCAGUUCGCAGUAAUCGUUGUCAUGGCGAUGGACAACGUGGGGGAAGAGAGACAGAGAGAACAGGAACAACUGAUCAUUCAGAACACUGCUUCACUCACAGACCAGCGAGAUGGCUCACAAACAGCAUUUGGGCGGGUCCUUGGUGAUGUCACCUGAGGUCACCGACUGUGACCCCUCCUCCAGAUGCGGUCGAUCCUCUGCAGUGAACCCGGCACCCAGGCAAGGGCGGACACACACCGGGUUCCCGCUGAUCGUACCUUUCCACCCCGGGCGUUGUCUGGUACUUCUCACCCACUCGUGAGAGGCGCACCACUUCCAGGGUCUCGUUACCUCGGGUGGCGUGUGUCCUGCCUUAGCGAACCGGUCCCUUUUUAUCCCCCUGCUGGGGUAUCGCCUGUCCAUCACUUCAAACAGUUCAAGGUUCAAAGGGGGGAGCCGCUCCAGACAGCUCUCUCUCUCCCCCGUUCCUUCAUUACACAUCUCCAGACGCUGCUCCAUUGUUCCUUAUCUCUCCUUCCCCUGAGGGCAAGUGGCAGACCAACUGCUGAUGCCACUGAUGCUAGCCCAGGCCAGCAAACAUCUUAAUUUUAUGUGUAUUCUCGUAACAAUACUAAUUAGGAUAAUGGGGGGGCGGUUUACUUCCGUUCUGUUUACUUCCAGUGUGCUCUGUAUAUAGUGUGCCUGCCAUGCCGUACGGGUUGUGAAAGCCUCUGUAUAUACAUAAUGGUUUUGAAAUUUGAGAUAAACUUGUUUCUUUGGGUAUGAAGUUGUCGAGUGUGCCUUUUUCAAAGUAGAAGUUGCUACAUAUUUUUGGCGACGAGGUGAACUGGUUUUGUGAAUGUAUCAGCACGUUUUUCGAACGGGAGCUUUGCGUUUCAG
Mobula hypostoma (lesser devil ray) is the source of this 3009-nucleotide messenger RNA. RefSeq lists its product as uncharacterized. NCBI's taxonomy places the organism in Eukaryota, Metazoa, Chordata, Chondrichthyes, Myliobatiformes, Myliobatidae. The record is from RefSeq and is a predicted model, not a curated record. The transcript is spliced from 8 exons. Bases 181 to 792 code for a protein of 203 amino acids.